UUAAGCUCCAGCAACUUGACUCAGUAGCCCUUCAUUUCACAGUAGGGGAUGGAAGCGGCGGAUCAGUUCGCAACUCGCGAAACAGAGCAGGCCCGAGUGGGAUCUCGAGGCCCGAGAUUAGUAAUUAACGAAAUGGUGAUGAGGAACUUCAAGUCUUAUGCCGGUGAACAGCGCGUCGGUCCUUUUCACAAGAGUUUUUCUGCUGUGGUUGGGCCAAAUGGAAGUGGUAAGAGCAAUGUGAUAGAUGCCAUGCUUUUUGUAUUUGGGAAGAGAGCAAAGCAGAUGCGGCUUAAUAAAGUUUCGGAGCUUAUUCACAAUUCAACUAAUCAUCAGAAUCUUACUAGUGCUGGUGUUUCUGUUCAUUUCCAGGAGAUUAUUGAUAUGGAUGAUGGGGCUUAUGAAGCUGUUCCAGAAAGUGAAUUUGUUAUUACACGGGUUGCUUUUCGGGAUAACUCCUCCAAAUAUUACAUCAAUAACCGUGCUAGUAACUUUACUGAAGUUACAAAGAAAUUGAAAGGGAAAGGAGUUGAUCUUGACAAUAAUCGGUUUCUUAUUCUUCAGGGUGAGGUUGAGCAAAUUUCACUCAUGAAGCCAAAAGCACAAGGACCUCACGAUGAAGGUUUCCUCGAAUAUUUGGAGGACAUAAUAGGAACAAACAAAUAUGUUGAAAAGAUUGAGGAAUCAUCUAAGGAGUUAGAAAGUCUCAACGAAAAACGAUCAGGUGUUGUGCAAAUGGUUAAAUUAUCAGAGAAAGAAAGAGAUAGCUUGGAGGAUGUUAAGAAUGAGGCAGAAACUUACAUGUUGAAAGAGCUUUCUCUCUUGAAAUGGCAAGAGAAAGCUGCAAAAUUGGCUCAUGAAGAUACCAAUACAAAAAUGAACGAACUACAGGAAAACUUGUCCAACUUAGAAGAAAAUUUGAAGAAUAAAAGAGAGGAGAUUAAGGGAAACAGUAACAGGUUGAAGGAGCUUGAGUCUGUGCACAACACUCACCUGACAAGAAAAGAGGAACUUGAUAAUGAUUUGAGAAUUUGUAAGGAAGAAUUCAAGGAGUUUGAAAGGCAGGAUGUCAAAUACAGGGAAGAUUUGAAGCAUAUGAAAUAGAAGCUGAAGAAGCUAGAGGAUAAACUUGAAAAGGAUUCAUUAAAAAUUGAGGAUGCGACAAAGGACUGCGAAAAAUCAAAAAAUCUUAUCCCAAAACUCGAGGAGAACAUUCCAAAGCUUCAAAAGAUUUUUCUUGAUGAGGAGAAAGUCCUAGAAGAAAUGAAAGAGAACUCUAAAGUUGAAGCUGAGAAAUAUCGCUCUGAGCUUUCGAAGGUUCGUGCUGAACUAGAACCUUGGGAGAAAGAGUUGAUUAUGCAUAAGGGAAAACUUGAAGUUGCUCAGACUGAACGUAACCUUCUAACUCAAAAGCACGAAGCUGCUCAUACAGCUUUUAAGGAUGCUCAAAAAGAGAUGGACAGCAUAUUGGGGAAAACUGAAACUAUGACUGCUGCCAUUAAAGAUAAGCAAAUUGAUCUGGAAAAAAACAAGCUUGAAGCAUUGAAAGCCCGCAAAUUGGAACAGGAAUGCAUCAAAGAACAAGAUGCACUGAUUCCUCUUGAACAAACAGCGAGAGAGAAGUUUGCCGAACUGAAGUCGGUGCUUGAUUCUGAGAAGAGCCAGGGAUCAGUUUUAAAAGCAAUUUUGCAGGCUAAAGAAUUUAAGCAAAUUGAGGGAAUAUAUGGCAGAAUGGGUGAUUUGGGUGCUAUUGAUGCGAAGUAUGAUGUUGCCAUCUCAACUGCAUGUCCCGGACUUGAUUAUAUUGUUGUGGAAACCACUGCUGCAGCACAAGCAUGUGUUGAGCUACUUCGCAGGGAGCAACUUGGUAUUGCGACAUUCAUGAUUCUGGAGGAGCAGGUUGAUCUUUUAGAGAGGUCUAAGGAGAAAGUAAAAACCCCUGAGGGAGUUUCACGUCUCUAUGACUUGAUUAAAGUUCAGGAUGAAAGAAUGAAACUUGCUUUCUAUGCUUCCCUGGGAAACACAAUUGUAGCAAAAGAUCUUGAUCAGGCAACACGUAUAGCAUAUGGUGGAAACAGAGAAUUUCGCCGUGUGGUAACCCUUGAUGGUGCUCUUUUCGAAAGAUCUGGUACCAUGAGUGGUGGAGGAAGCAAGCCGCGUGGUGGUAAGAUGGGGACAUCUAUUCAAGCCAGCAGUGUGUCUAGAGAAACUGUUAUUGCUGCCGAGGAGGAGCUUGCUAAUAUGGUUGAUUCAUUAAAAACCAUCAGGCAAAGAAUUGCUGAUGCAGUAAGGCGCUACCAAGCCUCAGAAAAAGUAGUCUCAGAGCUGGAGAUGGAGAUAGCUAAAAGCCAAAAAGAGGUUGACAGCUUCAAUUCGGAAUAUAAAUAUCUCGAAAAGCAACUUGACUCCCUGGAAGCUGCAUCACGGCCAAAGCAGGAUGAAAUUGAAAGACUGGAAGAGCUUAAGAAGAUAAUUUCUACUGAAGAGAAAGAAAUUGAUAGACUCAUCCAAGGGUCAAAAAAGUUGAAAGAAAAGACUUCGGAUCUCCAGAAUAAAAUAGAACAUGCUGGUGGUGAAAGGUUGAAAAGUUACAAUCAGUAAGAUAUUGACAAGAAUAGCACAGAGAUCAACCGUCACAAGGUACAAAUAGAGACAGGUGAGAAAAUGGUGAAGAAAUUAACAAAGGGGAUUGAGGAGUCAAAGAAGGAGAAAGAACGAAUCAUUGAGGGGAAGGACAAGAUGCAGGGUGUGUUUAAAGAAAUAGAGCAGAAGGCAUUUAUUGUUCAAGAGAAUUAUAAGAAAGUGCAGAAGCUAAUUGAUGAACAUGAAGAAGUACUGGAGAAGUCAAAAUUGGAACACGAAAGAGUGAAAAAAGAUGUUGAUCAAUUGCGUGCAUCAGAGGUGGAUGCUGACUUCAAGUUGCAAGACAUGAAAAAGAUGUAUAAGGAGUUAGAAAUGAAGGGGAAGGGCUACAAGAAAAGGCUCAUCGAGUUGGAAACCAGUCUACAAAAGCAUAUGGAACAGAUACAGAAAGAUCUUGUAGACACUGAAAGACUUCAAGCAACUUUGGCUGAUGAGACCCUGACCGAGGUGUGUGACCUGAAAAGGGCCCUUGAAACGGUGACUUUACUAGAGACACAACUGAAGGAAAUGAAUCCCAACCUUGAUUCAAUCUCAGAAUAUCGACAAAAGGUAUCACUGUAUAACGAGUGAGUUGAGGAACUUAACACAGUUACCCAACAGCGUGAUGAUAUAAAGAAGCAGUAUGAUGAGUGGAGAAAGAAAAGACUGGACGAGUUCAUGGCAGGAUUCAAUGCAAUAUCUUUGAAGUUAAAGGAAAUGUAUCAGAUGAUCACACUUGGAGGGGAUGCAGAACUUGAACUAGUGGACUCUUUGGAUCCAUUCUCUGAAGGUGUUGUUUUCAGCGUUAGACCCCCAAAGAAGAGCUGGAAGAACAUUGCAAACUUAUCGGGUGGUGAAAAGACUCUCAGCUCGUUAGCUCUUGUUUUCGCUCUUCACCAUUACAAGCCAACCCCACUCUAUGUCAUGGAUGAAAUUGAUGCAGCUCUAGACUUCAAGAAUGUUUCCAUUGUCGGACAUUACGUCAAGGAUCGGACUAAGGAUGCACAGUUUAUAAUCAUAAGCCUCAGGAAUAACAUGUUUGAGUUGGCUGAUCGACUUGUUGGAAUCUACAAAACCGAUAAUUGCACUAAGAGCAUCACAAUCGAUCCCAACAGUUUUGUGGUGUGCGAAAAAGCUGCAUGAUUCAGUGAGUUUGAUUCCUUUCCCUAAUCUUUCUGUUCCAUAAUAUUAACCUAAACUACAUCUAUUUAUCU
Hibiscus syriacus is the source of this 3833-nucleotide messenger RNA. RefSeq names its product structural maintenance of chromosomes protein 4-like. Gene Ontology annotation, cellular component: chromosome. NCBI's taxonomy places the organism in Eukaryota, Viridiplantae, Streptophyta, Magnoliopsida, Malvales, Malvaceae. The transcript is spliced from 28 exons. Gene Ontology annotation, molecular function: protein binding; ATP binding; ATP hydrolysis activity. The record is from RefSeq and is a predicted model, not a curated record. Gene Ontology annotation, biological process: mitotic chromosome condensation.